Chanos chanos (milkfish) is the source of this 1812-nucleotide messenger RNA. It is a transcript of the gene myb, whose product is annotated as v-myb avian myeloblastosis viral oncogene homolog. The record is from RefSeq and is a predicted model, not a curated record. Gene Ontology annotation, molecular function: RNA polymerase II cis-regulatory region sequence-specific DNA binding; DNA-binding transcription factor activity, RNA polymerase II-specific. NCBI's taxonomy places the organism in Eukaryota, Metazoa, Chordata, Actinopteri, Gonorynchiformes, Chanidae. Gene Ontology annotation, cellular component: nucleus. The coding region runs from base 1 to 1812 and encodes 603 amino acids. The transcript has 15 exons. Gene Ontology annotation, biological process: regulation of DNA-templated transcription.
AUGGCGAGGCGGCCAAGACACAGUGUUUACAGCAGCGAUGAGGAUGAUGAAGAUGUUGAGGUUUAUGAUCAUGAUUAUGAUGGCUCAUUGGCCAAAUCAGGGAAACGCCAACUUGGCAAAACACGCUGGACGCGUGAAGAGGAUGAUAAGUUAAAGAGGCUGGUGGAACACCAUGGCUCAGAGGACUGGAAAGUCAUUGCCAACUUCCUUCCAAACCGCACUGAUGUCCAGUGUCAGCACCGUUGGCAGAAAGUUCUAAACCCAGAGCUCAUCAAAGGCCCUUGGACCAAAGAGGAGGACCAGCGGGUGAUUGAGUUAGUUCAGAAGUAUGGCCCCAAACGCUGGUCGGUGAUAGCCAAGCAUCUGAAAGGUCGGAUCGGGAAACAGUGUCGAGAGCGCUGGCACAACCACUUGAACCCUGAAGUGAAGAAGACUUCAUGGACAGAAGAGGAAGAUCGCAUCAUCUACCAGGCUCACGAGAAACUCGGCAAUCGUUGGGCAGAAAUCGCUAAACUGCUGCCUGGCAGGACUGACAAUGCCAUAAAGAACCACUGGAACUCAACAAUGCGUCGCAAGGUCGAACAAGAAGGCUACCUGCAGCAUGCAGCUAAAGCUAGCCCCACUCCACUAACCAAUGGCUAUGCAAAACCUGGUCACCUAUUGAGUUAUACACACACUCCAGCCAAUACAGCUAUAUCUCCAGUCCAGAUUGCCAACCAGUUCUCCUACUGCAUAUCCGACACGCAACGAGUGCCGUUUCCUCUUCAGCUGAACAUCUUGAACAUUCCACAGCACGGCACAGCUGCUAUACAGAGACACUAUAAUGAGGAGGACCCUGAGAAGGAGAAAAGAGUGAAGGAGAUUGAGAUGCUUCUGAUGUCGACAGAGAACGAACUGAAGGAACAGCAGGCACAGCCUAUCUCCAUGGUUAAUUACAGUGGGUGGAGCCGAGGUUCUUUGACGGACAUCGGUGUAGCUGUCUCUGCCCCUGCCCCGCCCCUAGAGCAUGGAUGCCUUCCAGAGGAGAGCGCCUCCACCUCUGCAAUCGCCCACAACAACACCACCACAAAUGUCAACAACCAUAGCAACAACAGUACGGGCAGCAACAGCGUCCUAUCAGCCCUGCCGGAGUUUAUAGAGGACAUUGACUCGUUUUUUAAUGCAUCUGUGAGUCCAGACCCAGAUAACCAGAGUCUACCUGUCACACCCACUCCUGCCUGCUCCCAGAAACCCCUGCAGCAUGACCUUGCUCCUCGACCUCAGAAAGAUAAUGACAUGUUCAGGACACCCACUCUGAGGCGUUCCAUAAUGGAAUGCUCUCCUCGAACCCCAACUCCCUUUAAGACAGCAAUGGUUUUACAAGACACCAAGUAUGGCCCACUGAAAAGGGCCCACAGUCCCCCUCAUGACACUGUGGUGGGAGGGAUUAAGCAGGAACCUCAAGAAUGUGAGAUCACUGUGGGCGGGGCACAUCUCGAACAGCCCGCCCUCAAGAAGAUCAAGCAAGAGGCGGAGUCAUCAUGCUUGCAGUGGGAGGGGCAAGAACUCCAUACCCAGCUCUUCCAACCUAGUGACCCUGCUCAUAACGUGCCUGAUCUGUUGAGCAGUUCUGUGCUGAUGCUGCCAGGGGCAGAGAAGAGUGAGGUUGGACACAAGUCCCUGAACCUGCCCCGCAGAGCCUUGGGAAGCCCGCUGCAGAUGAGCACAUGGGAACAGGUCCUUUGUGCGACCAAAACUGAGGACCAGAUCCUGACCGGUGAAACAACGCACAAAUACCUCAACAACUUUUCCUCCCGUGCUCUGGUCAUGUAG